GUUUCCGUCACGUGGUUAGCAUACCAAGAUGGCGUCCGGUCAGCAAUGGGUGUUAGUGGAGAUGGUCCAGGCUUUCUAUGAGGCACCAGCAUAUCAUCUGAUCCUAGAAGGCAUCCUUAUCUUGUGGAUAAUCCGGCUGCUCUUCUCAAAAACCUAUAAACUACAAGAUCGCUCAGACCUCACAGACAAGGAGAAGGAGGAACUGAUUGAAGAAUGGCAACCAGAACCACUAGUCCCUCCUGUGUCAAAGGACCAUCCUUCUCUAAAUUAUGAUGUUGUUUCAGGUCCUCCAAGUCAUAAUAUCACAGUGAAUGGGAAGGAGUGCAUCAACUUUGCUUCAUUCAAUUUCCUUGGAAUGCUUGAAAAUGAGCGAGUUAAGAACAAAGCUUUAGCAUCGCUUAAAAAGUAUGGAGUUGGCACUUGUGGUCCUAGAGGUUUUUAUGGAACCUUUGAUGUUCACUUGGAGUUGGAAGAACGUUUGGCUAAAUUUAUGAGGACAGAAGAGGCUAUCAUUUAUUCCUAUGGAUUUGCAACCAUAGCUAGUGCAAUACCUGCUUACUCAAAGAGAGGUGAUAUCGUGUUUGUGGAUGAAGCUGCAUGUUUUUCAAUUCAGAAGGGGCUGCAAGCCUCCCGCAGUUUUAUUAAGUACUUCAAACACAAUGACAUGGAGGACCUUGAGCGUCUCUUAAAGGAGCAAGAAAUUGAAGAUCAAAAGAAUCCUCGCAAAGCUCGGGUGACUCGGAGGUUCAUUGUGGUUGAAGGCCUGUAUGUCAACACUGGAGACAUCUGUCCUCUCCCAGAACUGGUCAAGCUGAAAUAUAAGUACAAGGUCCGUAUUUUCCUGGAAGAGAGCCUGUCUUUUGGGGUUCUAGGAGAACACGGUCGUGGAGUCACUGAACAUUUUGGAGUGAAUAUUGACGAUAUUGAUCUUAUCAGUGCAAAUAUGGAGAAUGCCUUAGCUUCUGUUGGUGGCUUCUGCUGCGGAAGAUCAUUUGUGAUUGAUCAUCAGCGUCUCUCUGGACAGGGCUACUGCUUUUCAGCGUCUCUACCACCUAUGCUUGCAGCAGCUGCAAUAGAAGCACUUAACAUCAUGGAGGAAGAUCCAGAAAUUUUCACAAUAUUGAGGAAUAAAUGUAAGCACAUCCACAAUGCCUUGCAAGGAAUUUCUGGCCUGAAGGUAGUUGGGGAAUAUUUCUCACCAGCUUUUCAUUUACAACUGAAGAAGACUACUGGAUCAAGGGAGUCUGAUGUUAAGUUACUACGGGCUAUUGUAGAUUACUGUAUGGACAGACAGAUUGCACUUACCCAGGCCCACUACUUGGACAAAGAAGAAAAAAAUCUUCCACCGCCUACUGUCCGAGUGGUUGUUACUGUGCAGCAGACAGAAGAAGAACUGGAAAUGGCAGCAGCUCUGAUCAAAGAAGCUGCACAAUCCAUUCUGAAGUGAGCUGCCUUCAGACAGUCGUGGAUGGGGAAAGAGCUGGAGUAUUUAAAAGUUCUCCAGAAAUUUCUGAUGUCGUCUUAAAAUUAGCUGGGUUAUUUGGGAAGCAUGUUGCAGGACUGUCCAACAGAACUUUUUCAUAUCGUACACAAACACUGUAACGCUUAUUUAAUGAGUGUUUAAUAUGCUGGGGUGUGCAAAAUACUAUUUUUAAAAUAUGUGAAAUUGGUCUGUUUGCACCACUUACUUUGUUUUUCUUCCUAGCUGGUUUUGACAAAGCCAUACAAAAACUAUUUUGAAAGGCUGUCUUUCCAUACUGGUUCCUAGUCUUCAUAAAUCUGUGGUCUGUUGCUUUCAGACACAGUCUGUCUUUGAUUAAUAGCAAGUUUUCAUUCCUGUAGAGCAUGCUUUUCAACCUAAUGGGAAGAUAAAUUGAAUUCUGUAUGUAUGUAAUCUUUUAUAAAUAUUUUGUCAGAUACCACGUUUUGCUUUACUAAGUUAUUUUAUUCAUAUUAAAGGAAAACUAAAUUGAGUAUUUUUUUUUCUUUAAUGACAUAUUUGAUCUUGAAAUCUACUUUCCAAAUAGAUAGUUCACAGAAGCUCUUACAGAAAGCUGUUUUAUCAAGUAUGAAACAUUUUUUAAAUAAAAAUCUACUUGUCUAUGUUGUUGUGCAAUUAAUAAUUCCAGGGAACGGACAAGUCUAAUAAAAAAACAUGUAUGUCAAAUUAGCAGCAUUAAUAUUGGUGUUUCACUCUGAAUGUUUUAGACUCUUGAGGUUAAUUGUUUUAUGUUUUGGCAGUGUCAAUAUGGCCAGUUUGUGAAUUUUUACUUUGUGUUUUGCUGCAUUUUUAACGUGCAUAUUUGAUUUGCUUUUUUUUGUUGUUCAUAAAACAGAUUUUUUCCAAACACUGAUAGGAUGACUUUGUUAUGAAUAUUUGGUAUAGUGUCACAUUUAUAUAGCCUUAAUGUAUUGCAUUAUCUUUUUUUUUUCUUAAAAACUUUCCAUGUCUUCAUGAUUAUGAAGAUUUAAGUUAUAAAAGCCUUAGGUUAAGUUCUAUACCAUUUUGUAUAUCAGUAUCCGUGACAAAUGAUAGAAUUUUAAAGUUUUUUAUUUUUGAGGAUAUUAUGCUUAUGUUGUCCAAAUUAAUGUUUUUACACAACACUAUCAAAUAUGCAGUUUACAGCGAAUGUGCCUUUUUUGCUGCUAACAAUACUAUGGGUUAGACGGAAUCUUAUUUGAUUAAAAAACAACACUUCCAUGUUGUUUACAUUAAAAUAUUUGAAUUAAUAA
Messenger RNA from Lepisosteus oculatus (spotted gar), 2733 nucleotides. RefSeq names its product serine palmitoyltransferase, long chain base subunit 1 (gene sptlc1). Gene Ontology annotation, molecular function: serine C-palmitoyltransferase activity; pyridoxal phosphate binding. The record is from RefSeq and is a predicted model, not a curated record. Lineage: Eukaryota; Metazoa; Chordata; Actinopteri; Semionotiformes; Lepisosteidae. Gene Ontology annotation, cellular component: endoplasmic reticulum. Gene Ontology annotation, biological process: sphingosine biosynthetic process; ceramide biosynthetic process.